AUGGAGUCGCUUCUCCAGCAGUCCCGGGCCAUGUGCCCGUUCCUCAAGCGCACUUCCCCGACCACUUUGCGCUCACUGUCGACCGCGACCCGUCCCAGCACCAGCCCUGGCGGAGGCACCAUGUCCAACCUCCAGGUCCUGGCUCGUCGCUGCCCAGUGAUGAGCAAGGCUCUGGCGGUGCAGAGUGCUCGUCUGGCUCACACCAAGCGGUUCACCUCUUAUACUGCCGGUGUGGCGGGCCUGAACCCCAAGCAAUUCCGGCCCACUGUCGGCAAGAGAGCGUUGCAUUCCACCGCCGGCAAUGGCGCUGAUGUGACCCCGAAUGUCUACAAGGAGUCACAGCGAGUUCACCCCGGUCUUACCGGUGUUCCCAAGCAGCAGCUCGAACCUUCUGCCGCUACCGUGCCCGGCCCUCGUCCCCAUGCCCCCAACGCCGCACCCUUCAACUACAAUGCAUUCUACCAGGGCGAGCUCGAGAAGAAACACAAGGACAAAUCGUACCGGUACUUCAACAACAUCAAUCGCCUGGCCAAGGAGUUUCCUCGUGCCCACACCGCUUCUCCUGAAGAGAGGGUGACCGUGUGGUGCUCCAACGACUACCUCGGCAUGGGUCGUAACCCCGAGGUGCUGAAAUCUAUGCACAAGACCUUGGACAACUACGGAGCGGGUGCCGGAGGUACUCGCAACAUUUCCGGACACAACCAGCACGCCGUUGCUCUCGAGAGCACCUUGGCCAAACUUCACAACAAGGAGGCUGCGCUAGUCUUCAGUUCCUGCUUCGUGGCCAACGAUGCGACUCUGGCGACUCUGGGCAGUAAGAUGCCAGACUGUGUCAUUCUGUCUGACAGUCUCAACCACGCCUCCAUGAUCCAGGGUAUCCGUCACUCUGGAGCCAAGAAGAUGGUUUUCAAGCACAAUGACCUGGUCGAUCUGGAAACCAAACUUGCAUCUCUCCCUCUGAACGUCCCCAAGAUUAUUGCUUUCGAAUCCGUCUACAGUAUGUGCGGAUCCAUUGCCCCCAUCGAAAAGAUCUGUGAUCUGGCCGACAAGUACGGUGCCAUCACCUUCCUCGAUGAAGUCCAUGCCGUGGGUAUGUACGGACCUCACGGUGCGGGAGUGGCUGAGCACCUCGACUACGACAUUUACGCUUCUCAAGAUACGGCCAACCCUCGUGACACCAAGGGAACCGUCAUGGACCGUAUCGACAUUAUCACCGGUACUCUCGGCAAGGCGUAUGGUUGCGUUGGUGGCUACAUUGCCGGAUCGGCGGCAAUGGUGGACACCAUCCGCUCUCUCGCCCCCGGUUUCAUCUUCACAACUUCGCUGCCCCCAGCUACCAUGGCUGGAGCGGACACCGCCAUCCAGUACCAGGCACAGCACCAGCGCGACCGCGUCCUGCAACAGUUGCACACUCGCGCGGUUAAGGAAUCACUCAAGGAGCUGGAUAUUCCGGUGAUUCCAAACCCGUCUCACAUCAUCCCUCUUCUCGUUGGUGAUGCCGAGGUGGCCAAGCAGGCCUCGGACAAGCUGCUCGAGGAGCACGGCAUCUAUGUGCAGGCCAUCAACUACCCCACCGUGCCUCGCGGUGAGGAGCGUCUCCGCAUCACCCCCACCCCCGGCCACGUCAAGGAGCACCGGGACCAUUUGGUGCAGGCUCUGCAGACCGUCUGGAACGAUCUGGGCAUCAAGCGCGCCAGUGACUGGGAGGCCCAGGGAGGCUUUGUUGGCGUGGGUGUCGAGGGUGCCGAGGCCGCCAACCAGCCCAUCUGGGAGGACGCGCAGCUGGGCCUGCAGCCUAACGAAACCGUCGAAGCUGCCGUGACGCGGGAGUUCCAGACGGCUGCUGCCGAAGCGCUCUCUCAGGCCGCUUCCCGCAUGCAGACCGCCACUCCGGUGCGUCCCGCCGCUGCUGCUGCUGCCUCAAUCCCCGUGGGAGUGGCUGCUGCUUAA
This is a messenger RNA of Aspergillus niger, 1950 nucleotides long. RefSeq lists its product as uncharacterized. The transcript has 2 exons. Gene Ontology annotation, molecular function: 5-aminolevulinate synthase activity; pyridoxal phosphate binding. The coding region runs from base 1 to 1950 and encodes 649 amino acids. The record is from RefSeq and is a predicted model, not a curated record. Gene Ontology annotation, cellular component: mitochondrion. Lineage: Eukaryota; Fungi; Ascomycota; Eurotiomycetes; Eurotiales; Aspergillaceae. Gene Ontology annotation, biological process: heme biosynthetic process.